GGAGCCGCGCGCUGAUCCCACGUGUGUCGCUCGCGCUCCCGGUUCGGUAAAAUACCUUGAGCUGGGGCUGCAGAGCUUGUGUGUGUGUGUGUGUGUGUAUGUGUAUGCGUAUGCGUAUGCGUGUGUCCGGAGUUGGUUGGGCUUGGAGCUAUGGAAGCGGACGCAAGUCAAGUCACCUCUGGAAGCCCCAACGAUUCGCAAAACGACCCGGGUAAAAUGUUUAUCGGUGGCCUCAGCUGGCAAACCUCACCAGACAGCCUUAGAGAAUAUUUCAGUAAAUUCGGGGAGAUCAGGGAAUGUAUGGUGAUGCGCGACCCCACCACCAAACGCUCCAGAGGGUUUGGCUUCAUCACGUUUGCAGAUGUUUCCAGUGUAGAUAAAGUCUUAGCUCAACCACACCACGAAUUAGACUCCAAGAUGAUUGAUCCUAAGGUCGCCUUUCCUCGGCGUGCCCAACCUAAGAUGGUCACAAGAACGAAGAAAAUAUUUGUGGGUGGAUUAGCGGCAAACACAGUCGUUGAAGAUGUGAAACAGUAUUUCGAACAGUUUGGAAAGGUAGAAGAUGCCAUGCUAAUGUUCGACAAAACUACAAACAGACAUAGAGGCUUUGGCUUUGUUACGUUUGAGAAUGAAGAAAUUGUUGAGAAAGUCUGUGAAAUUCAUUUUCAUGAAAUCAAUAAUAAAAUGGUAGAAUGUAAGAAGGCCCAGCCGAAAGAAGUGAUGUUUCCUCCUGGCACGAGGGGGAGGGCGAGAAGUCUUCCUUACACCAUGGACGCCUUCAUGUUGGGCAUGGGCAUGCUGAGUUACCCUAACAUUGUGGCAACGUACGGUCGAGGAUACGCAGGUUUUUCUCCUAGCUACAGCUACCAGUUUCCAGGUUUCCCAGCAACAGCGUAUGGACCUGUGGCGGCAGCAGCAGUGGCAGCGGCGCGAGGUUCAGGUAGGGCAACCUGGGGAAGAGGCGGCUACAUGGCGUACCCACAGAACGCAGGGCCAGGGUUCCCCGAUUACGACUUUUAUUCUGGGCCCGGUGACCAGCGGGGAGCUCCCUGCUCCUUUACCAACUAUGCCACCUUGGGACCCCAUACAGGUCAGAUGCUGCAAAGUGAGCACGUCACCUCUACCUGCAACUCACCCUCCCAGCACCACCCAAGCCCGGACCACUUUAAGAGCUCAGGUGCUAACCCUCCUCGGCCUGGAGGUUUUCCCGGUGCCAACAGUCCUGGACCUGUGGUAGAUCUGUAUGGCCCCAGCAGUCAGGACUCAGCUGUGGGAAAUUACAUCAGUGCUGCCAGCCCCCAGCCGGGCUCUGGGUUCAAUCAUAGUAUUGCCGGCCCUUUGAUUGCCACAGCAUUUACAAAUGGAUACCACUGAACGCUAACUGGAGGUGCAGCACCAUCUCAUUGGAGUUUGUCAGGAGGCCCUGGGAAAAUGGCCGGAGUCUCUGAUUGGUUUGUGUACAGUUGAUGUCAUAAGAUUUCAAGUACUACAGGCUCUGAUUGGUGAAAAGAGACAAAGGGAUGGAACCAAAUAAAUAAGAAGGAAAACUCAAGAUCGUCAGAAAACAUCACUCUGCUGUAACCGUAAUCCCACCCUCCUGUCACUGAAGGACUCCUCCCCAUUUCUCAUUCUUUCUUCUUUCUGUACGCUUUUUGAAAUUACUUUAGAUUUUAGUUGAGAAACAUACUUUGAUGAGUGAAGCAAUUCUAUUGUUCAGUUGCAAUUAUUUUAGGAUUCUUUUAUGAGUCAAAAGGGGUUUUGUUGUGUGUUUUUAGUUCAAAAGUGUUUGCAAAUCUUGUUGGAUUCACUUUCAGUGCCAGUUGAUUUGAGAAUCAGAUUUAACAUUGUCAUUUUUUUGCACACAUGGACAGACACAGCUCUGAAAGAAGAAACCAUGCCGUUCAUCCAUAUAAAAAAAAAAAAAAAAAAAAAGACUGUCUUAGUAGCUGUUUUUAAUUCUUGUGAAGUCUCAUUGUUGAUCAUAAUGACCUAUUUUUGGGCAAUACAGAGGGAGAGGACUCCAAUAUUUUUAUGGUCCUUUUUAUAUACCUAUAUACGUAUAUAUAUCCGUGUCGUUGUUGUUGUCGUUUAGGGAAAUAUGUAUACUGUAACAUUUUUUCAAAUGAAAACAUUGUGAUUUCAAAUAUAAGAGAAAAAAAUGUAAAUGUAAAUAUCUUUCACAGCAUAUAACCAGUUCAAACAUAUUUUUCUGAUGGUAUGUCAUAAAAAAAAAUUCAGGUUGCAAAUAAUCAAAGAAAAUUAUGGUAUAAACAGAACUCUGGUAACACAUGAUUUCUCAAUUACUCUAAACACACAAGCUGAAUCAUUUUACAGCCGUAAUACCAGCAUAUUCACACACACGACUACAGGACCCCACUCGCAGUGGGCUUCAGAUUGCGUCAAAUUUUGUAUUGUUUGCUGUGGAGUUUUAAAAAGAACACUCAUUCAAAGCACACUGCGUAGUGAUCAACAAAAGGACUUAAAUUUUUCUGUGUUCUGCACAUUCUGACACUUUUAUACUCCUGCGGAAAAAAAAAAAAAAGUAACUUGCUAUGUUGUCUGUUGUUGUCAGUGUUGUCUAUUAGAGGAAGUUCCUCUUGAUUUUGGAAACUGUUGUGGACUGUACAUGAACAAAGCAUUUUAUUUCUCUUUUGAGUGAAGGAAACAACCAUUUUUACGAAUCAUACCUCAGUCCUGUGAGAUUUAAUUUAUUCAGAGAGCAAACAGACAAAUGUGCAGAUAAGUGUACAAAGGAAGCUUUGCACUGUGUAUGUAAGAACGAAGGUUUUCUCUUUGCACAUGCUAGCUGUCAUGAGUGACCUUACGGAGAGCUGACGUAUGAAAUAUUGUUUAGUGAAUGUUGCUUUUUAUUUUUCUGCCGCUGGCGUCCGGAAUGCAGGUUGAGAAAAAGCCAAACGAAAAGCAAUCUAUUACUUGUGUGGUCAGAUUUCAUUUCACGGAUAUAGCCAACCUUUUAUCUGAAAUAUUGACAUAUUUUAAUAUACAGCCAGUUGAAGACACUGAAAAAAUGUUGGCCCAAAACCUGGCACUGUUGUUCUGAUUUCUUGUAUGAUUAAAAGCUGGUUUAGGUCAAAUGCAUAAAAAAAAAAAAAAAAUGCUGAUUUUUAAUGUUAACGAUCUGAUAUGUAUAUUCUGAUGUAAAUGUGUCUUUUUUCCUGCUGCCAGUGUAAACUGUUUUGUUUCAUGAAUUCUGUUUUAUUUGAUGUAGUCUGGUGGUCAGAGGCACACGUGCUAAAUGCUGAAGCCUCUAAAAGAUAUACAGAUCCAAUCAAGUAAUAAUAUUUAAACAUAUGAAAGGAACAAAAGGUCAGAAUAGAAGAAAACUAUUGUAAAGUUCAAAUGUAAACAAAAAUGAAAUAUAAAACAUUAAAAUGUUCUCUGAUUUCAACACA
Myxocyprinus asiaticus (Chinese sucker) is the source of this 3413-nucleotide messenger RNA. RefSeq names its product RNA-binding protein Musashi homolog 2-like. Gene Ontology annotation, molecular function: RNA binding. The transcript is spliced from 15 exons. Bases 151 to 1374 code for a protein of 407 amino acids. The record is from RefSeq and is a predicted model, not a curated record. Gene Ontology annotation, cellular component: cytoplasm. Lineage: Eukaryota; Metazoa; Chordata; Actinopteri; Cypriniformes; Catostomidae.